This is a messenger RNA of Sodiomyces alkalinus F11, 3436 nucleotides long. Its product is annotated as leucyl-tRNA synthetase. The record is from RefSeq and is a predicted model, not a curated record. The coding region runs from base 90 to 3056 and encodes 988 amino acids. Gene Ontology annotation, molecular function: leucine-tRNA ligase activity; ATP binding; aminoacyl-tRNA deacylase activity. The transcript is spliced from 2 exons. Gene Ontology annotation, biological process: mitochondrial translation; leucyl-tRNA aminoacylation. Gene Ontology annotation, cellular component: mitochondrion. NCBI's taxonomy places the organism in Eukaryota, Fungi, Ascomycota, Sordariomycetes, Glomerellales, Plectosphaerellaceae.
GUGAAAUCGUGUGCUUCAACCAUCAACACGUCCAGCUUCGUUGCGACCCUCGUAGCAUCGAACCACACGAUGAUAGUGGCAGUGCAUCCAUGCAGUCAAUAUAUGGACGUCAAUUAGGCUGGACCUGGCCCAAAAGGCCCCAGGUCUCGGCUGUCACGACUGCAAAGACCUCAAUCUCCCGACCAGGCCCGGCCUUCUUCUCCAUCCGAACGAACACUCGCCCUGCUCUCCAUCCCGUGCGGCUGGCCCAACUGUCACUGCUACAGCAGCGGAACUACGCCAACCACAAGCUCGAUUUUCACGCCAUAGACCAAAAAUGGCGUCACCAGUGGAAAGCACUCCGUGAAUCCCAGUCCGACCCAGCCGCCAGCAAUGGCAAGCUGGUGGAUGAUUCCAGGGUCAAAUAUGUCUUGCCUAUGUUCCCUUACCCCUCGGGCACCUUGCAUCUUGGCCACCUCCGCGUCUAUACCAUUGCCGAUGUCAUUGCUCGGUUCUACACCUUACGGGGCCACAACGUCCUGCUUCCCAUGGGAUGGGAUGCCUUCGGUCUUCCCGCGGAGAACGCUGCCAUUGAGCGCGGCAUUGACCCAGCUACCUGGACCAGGACGAACAUCGCCAAGAUGAAGUCUCAACUGGACUUGAUGAACGGUAGCUGGGACUGGGAUAGGGAGCUUACCACUUGCGAACCCGACUUCUACCGACACACCCAGAAGCUCUUCUUGAUGUUACACGAACGUGGUCUGGCGUACCAGGCCGAAUCCGAGGUCAACUGGGAUCCCGUGGACAUGACGGUGCUCGCCAACGAACAAGUCGACGCCAACGGGAGCUCGUGGCGAUCUGGAGCCAAAGUCGAGAAACGCCGCCUGAAGCAAUGGUUCUUCCGCAUAUCCGAGUUUCGAGAAGAACUUCUCCGCGACCUCGAAGUCCUGAAUAAGGACGACGCUUGGCCUGAGAGGGUUCUAUCCAUGCAGAAGAAUUGGUUGGGCAAGUCUACCGGCGCGACCAUCAAGUUUCCCGUGCUGGCCAUGGGACAGGACAGCCAUGCAGCCAUCGAGGUCUUCACGACACGGCCAGACACCUUGUUCGGCGUCCAGUACCUGGCUUUGGCAUCUACCCACCCGAUUGUCAAGUCCUUGGCCCUGAGUGAUCCGGAGCUCCAGGCUUUCUUGGACACUCUUCCCGGGUUCCCGCGCGACUCCAAGGUCGGCUAUAUGCUGCCUCAACUGCGGGCCGUCAACCCGCUAGCUUAUCACGAGGGCACUCCCGAGGCGACCAAGGCCUCUAUUCCCAUAUACGUGGCGUCGUACGUGCUCGGCGACUACGGCGAAGGAGCUGUCAUGGGCGUGCCGGGACAUGAUGAGCGGGAUCACGCCUUUUGGAAAGAACAUCGCUACGACGAGCCUGUGCGGUACGUCCUCGCCGCUUCGGAAGACGAGUCGACCACCGCGUUGCGCAACGAGCCCUUCGUCGAACAUGGUGUCAUGACCGGGCACAGCGGACCUUUCGAGGGCAAGCCGUCGGUUGAGGGAUCCAAGAUUCUCGUGGCUAUGCUGGAGGCCGCCGGUCUCGCCAACCCCAUGGACAAGUGGCGGCUCCGGGACUGGCUGAUCAGCCGGCAGCGGUACUGGGGCACUCCGAUCCCCAUCAUACACUGCCGUCAAUGUGGUCCCGUGCCUGUGCCGGAGGAUCAGCUUCCAGUCACCCUCCCCGAUGUUCGCGAUCACUGGACUCAUGGGAAACCCGGCAACCCGCUGGAAAAGACCCCUGACUGGGUCAACGUUAGCUGCCCUAAGUGCGGGGAGGCGGCUAAACGUGAGACGGACACCAUGGAUACAUUUGUCGAUUCGAGCUGGUACUAUGCCCGUUUCACCGACCCGCACAACGAGCAGCAGCCCUUCUCUCAGGAGGCGGCGCGGCAACUGCCCGUCGACCUCUACAUCGGGGGCAUAGAGCACGCGAUCCUGCAUCUGCUGUAUGCGCGGUUCAUCUACAAGUUUAUGGCCUCCACGGAACUAUUCCCCCCAACUACGGCAGCCAACGAAGAAUCGACACAUGAGCCGUUCACGAGACUAAUCACGCAAGGGAUGGUGCACGGCAAGACAUUCAGCGACCCGUCUUCCGGCCGGUUUCUGAAGCCCGACGAACUGGACCUGAGCAACCCAGCAGAGCCCAAGGUUGCUUCGACCGGAGCCACGGCCACCGUUAGCUUCGAGAAGAUGUCCAAGUCGAAGUACAACGGGGUGGACCCCACCGACUUUAUCGCAAAGUAUGGCGCCGACGCCACUCGGGCCCAUAUGCUGUUCCAAGCCCCCGUCAGCGACAUCCUCAACUGGGACGAAGAAAAGAUCAUCGGAGUCACGCGUUGGCUAAGCCGACUGUACGACUACGUCAAGAGCCUGGCGGAAACCGAACCAGACACGACCGACUCGGAUGGGUCGGCAACGGCGCACCUCAGGGAACAAGCAAGACGACUAGACGAGAUGACGGAAGCCGAGCUGUCGAGGUGGGACGCCGACGCCGCCAUCUGGCGAUCGGUGCAAUCGACCAUCGAGUCGGUGACGGCCUCGUACCAGAAGGUGUACCCGAUCAACACGGUGGUGUCGGACCUCAUGGGCCUGACCAACACGUUACACGAGCGCAGCGAGACGGCCAGUGCGUUGGUGCAGCGCGAGGCGGCUUCGGCGGCCAUCCGCAUGCUGGCGCCCAUCACGCCGGCUUUCGCCGAGGAGUGCUGGACCGUCCUCUACCCGGGUGCCAGAGGAUCGAUGUUCCAGACGGCGGCGUUCCCGGAGCCGGAUGACACGGCGCCGCUCCUGCAGCCACGGAAGCAGCCUGUGGCGAUCCAGAUCAACGGGAAGCUCCGCGGGGUGGUGGAGAUUCCCAAGCCGCCGGCGCGUCUGGAGGGCGAUGCGGAGGCGCUGCGGGAGUGGAUGGUGGCCGAGAUGUUCAAGACGGAGGAAGGGAAGACGAAGUUCUCCGAAGGAGCGUGGGACGUGCGGAAGCCGAAGCGGGUUAUCUUGGCUCGUGGAGGGAAGACGAUCAACUUUGUAGUGUAAAAUAUCUCUUGUAUUGCUAUUCAGAUGUAAGAUACCUUAUGGACGGGAUACCGCGCGGGCCUGACGAAGAAAAUGUGGCAUUAGUAGAAUAGAUAUCCUAGCUUAGUGAAGAUGGGGAUGGCCCUGGCAAGCAUGGCGUCGACGUUUUGUUGUAUCAGAUGGUAUCAGAUUGACUAUGUUUGUUGGUGAUAUUCAUCAAUAGGUGGACAGAAAAAAAAUAAAAAAGGGGAAAGGAGAAUAAAAAUACGAAGGAAGAAAAAAGAAAGCAAAAAGAAAUGCUCGGAGGCGGAUUCGAACUGCCGUCAAUGCAGUAUUGUAGUAGGAACCACAAUGCAUCAUCCUAACCAACUAGACGAUCCGAGCGUCUGACUCGCCGCUGC